Messenger RNA from Ctenocephalides felis (cat flea), 875 nucleotides. Its product is annotated as venom allergen 5-like. The record is from RefSeq and is a predicted model, not a curated record. Gene Ontology annotation, cellular component: extracellular region. The coding region runs from base 1 to 804 and encodes 267 amino acids. The transcript is spliced from 7 exons. Lineage: Eukaryota; Metazoa; Arthropoda; Insecta; Siphonaptera; Pulicidae.
AUGUUUGCAUCGAAUAUGAAGUUGGCAAGUUUAAUGUUGUUAUCGGUGGUGAUUUUUGAUACAGUAAGACCAGGAGUUGCAGUUUGCCAGAAUUUAAUACGUUCUGGUCUAACAAGUCAAGAGCGCGAUUCGAUUCUACAUGCUCAUAACAAACUUCGGCAGAUAGUCGCUAUGGGCCAAGUUUCGGGUCAACCGGCUGCUUCCGAUAUGCAAGAAAUGGAGUGGGAUAGUGAACUUGCAGCAAAAGCGCAAAAUUGGGCGGACAGAUGCAUAUAUGAACACGAUCAUAACGAUCAACGAGAUGUCCGUCGUUUUCCCGUCGGUCAGAACAUAGCGACCACCUGGAACUCGCACCCGACUGCUUUCGGAGCCAGCCCGGAUUUCAUGAGUCAGAUUCGCGCAUGGUUUGACGAGGUCAGCAUCUAUUACAUGGGCAACGGCUAUAGCGAGGCCACCGGACAUUACUCGCAGUUGGUUUGGGGUGAAACAAAUAAAGUUGGGUGUGGAUACUCACAUUGGUAUGAUCGCUCUCAAGGCUACACCAAAUUUUACGUUUGCAACUAUGGACCUGGUGGAAAUGUUAUUGGAUACGAUCCGUACACAAAGGGAUAUCCUGACUGUAAAAGCCAUGGCAUGUCAUCAUCAAGCAAAUAUCCAGGAUUGUGUGGCAAAGGCUCAUACCAAAACAGUUUGAAUUCAAUCUUCAGUAACAGUAAUAACGCAGUAUUUAGCAAUAGGAACACAGCCGUUUAUAGCACGAAUAAUGCACGAACAAGCUACGACUUCAGUUAUUUCAAAUUCUAGUUUUGUUAAGAAUUUUAUUUAAACUAUUGUUUAGAAUUUAGACUGUGUUAAUUUUUUAACAUAAUUUAUAC